AUGUCACCACUGGCAGCCGUCUCCAUUUCCAGCAACUACUCGCCCCAAAGCUACUUAAGAUCGUCUUCGCAUCCACACUAUUCAAUCGUCUUCUUCGACCUUGAGACGACAGGACUGACGCCUGACUGUGAGAUUAUGCAGAUAGCAGCGAAAUGUGGAGGGAAAAUGUAUCGAACCUACAUCCUCCCCACCAACCCCAUUCCACAGAUUGUAAAGAACAUCACAGGAAUUACUGUUAUCAACAAUAAAAUGUUUGCUCGUGGACGACCGGUGACUGGAGUUACCAGAGUCGUUGCAGUACGCACUUUUAUCAAAUUUCUGAGAUCUUUCGGGGAAAAAGUCAUUCUAGUCGCCCAGAAUGGUUUCAAAUUCGAUGGGCCAUUGUUAUGUGGCAUUUUGAACCGAGAAAAGAUGAUGGCACAAUUCCAGGACAUUGUGAUUGGCUUCUCGGAUCCUUUACCGUUAUUCAGACAUCAUUUGCCAGGUCGACGUGAGUGUGGAAAAACAUAUGGAUUGGUUUCAUUGGCUAAUGACUACUUGGGAGGUUCUUCUGGGGCGCACGAUGCCAUGAAUGACGUUGUGAUGUUGGAGAAGUUGAUUUUAAAUGAGAUCAUUCCGACCAAUGUUGAUCAUCUGGUUUUGUCUCAUAAAACAGUUGGUUGUAUGGCUGAUGUAUUCAACAGAAAUUUAAUGCAUUAUCAUGAUUCUCCAAAAACCUGGGAUGCAUGGAAAUAGGAAGAUGUGCGAUGUCAUUGGCGGGAGUUGGCUCGACUAGCAUUGAAGUAUUUACUAUUUUUUUGGAAACAUUUGAGAAUCGAAAAAAUGGCAUGAUGAAUAAUGAUCGAUAUUACCCUUAUCGUUUGCGAUUAUAAGAACUCUCAAUAAUGCAUCAUAAUUAGUUUUUUUAAGAUGAUAUGGUCUUUUCAAUGCAUG
Diachasma alloeum is the source of this 933-nucleotide messenger RNA. Its product is annotated as three prime repair exonuclease 2-like. The transcript has a single exon. Gene Ontology annotation, cellular component: cytoplasm. Gene Ontology annotation, biological process: DNA catabolic process. The record is from RefSeq and is a predicted model, not a curated record. The coding region runs from base 1 to 735 and encodes 244 amino acids. Gene Ontology annotation, molecular function: nucleic acid binding; 3'-5'-DNA exonuclease activity. Lineage: Eukaryota; Metazoa; Arthropoda; Insecta; Hymenoptera; Braconidae.